Messenger RNA from Trematosphaeria pertusa, 1052 nucleotides. RefSeq names its product NAD(P)-binding protein. The record is from RefSeq and is a predicted model, not a curated record. The transcript has 4 exons. Lineage: Eukaryota; Fungi; Ascomycota; Dothideomycetes; Pleosporales; Trematosphaeriaceae. Bases 33 to 1052 code for a protein of 339 amino acids.
AUAGAAAGGAACAAGUGCAGCUUACGAGCAUCAUGUCCAAGCAAAAAGUCCUCCUUCUCGGCGCAACAGGCGAGACCGGCGGUGAUAUCUUGGAGGGAUUGCUCGAGGAUGGGAGUUUCGAAGUCGCCUGCCUCGUCCAGCCCUCCUCUGCCCAAAAACCAGCAGUCAAAAAGCUCGAGACUCGCAACCUGAAAAUCGUCGUCGGCGAUCUAUCCGGCGACGUUAACGACCUCGCAACAGCAAUCACCGGCUACGACACCAUCAUAAGCAGUAUUUCGGCGCCGCAUCAGCUCGCGCAGCUCAGCCUUGUAGAUGCCGCGGCGAAAGCGGGGACGGUGAAGAGGUUUGUGCCGUGCGGGUUUAUGACAGUGUGCCCACCCGGCGGGGUCAUGCAUCUGCGUGACGACAAAGAGGUCGUGUAUCAGCGCAUCUGGUGCCAUCAUUUACCGUAUACGAUUGUAGAUGUGGGGUACUGGCAUCAGUUGAGCUGGUUUCGGGUGCCGAGCGGUAGGUUUGAUUAUGCGGUUUUGUUGGAGAGGAAUGAGGUGUAUGCGGGAGGCGACGCGAAGACGCUGUUGACGGAUAAGAGGGACAUCGGGCGUUUCGUCGCGCGUAUUAUCAAAGAUGAACGAACGCUGAACCAGAAGGUGUUCACGUACUCGGACUUCAUCUCGCAGAACGAAAUCGCGCGGAUGAUAGAGCAGAAGACUGGCGAAAAAUUGGAACUCACGCAUAUCUCUGAGCAAGACCUCCUCACCACGCGUGCCAAUGCACGCGCUGCUUGCGAACCGGAGCCGCGAAACAUGAUGGUGCGUUUGGUGCGCUCGCAGGCUGAAUACAAUGCCUCGAAAUACAUCCGCCGGGACAAUACGCCGGCGAUGGGGAAGUACCUGGGAUAUUUGGACGCAAGGGAACUGUAUCCGGAUUUUGAGCCGAUCUCCUUUGAGAGGUUUGUGGAUGAGUUGGUGGAGGGGAAGGGGGAGAGACCGUAUGAGGAGAUGUAUGCUGCAUUGAAGGAUAUGCAGGGUGGAGAGAAGGCGGAAGGGGAGUAG